This is a messenger RNA of Hyposmocoma kahamanoa, 990 nucleotides long. Its product is annotated as pancreatic triacylglycerol lipase-like. The coding region runs from base 23 to 886 and encodes 287 amino acids. Gene Ontology annotation, molecular function: lipase activity. The record is from RefSeq and is a predicted model, not a curated record. The transcript is spliced from 7 exons. NCBI's taxonomy places the organism in Eukaryota, Metazoa, Arthropoda, Insecta, Lepidoptera, Cosmopterigidae.
AAGUUUAGUUAUUGCCGAAAACAUGUACGUGCUAGCCAAAUGUAUCCUGUUGGUGUACGCUGCCGUUGCAGCGUCUGGCUUCGAGUUAGGACCUCAAGAUGUGGUAUUUCACUUAUUCACUAGGCAAAAUCCAAAUCAAAGUGAGCCACUGCUACCCACUGUGAAUUCAAUUUCUUUGGCCAACUUCCUCAGUCUGGAUAAGUGCACAGUCUUCACCAUUCACGGUCACAAUGACUCUGCAGGUGGCAACUUUAAUGCUUUCGCAAUUCGUGCUCACCUACUAUCUCAAGACGUGAACAUAUUAGCAGUUGACUGGUCCCCUGGUGCUAGUAUGUACACCCAAGGCCUCGUGAAUGCUCGUCAGGUUGGACAAGUGAUAGCCAGUUUCAUAACGAUUCUAUUGGACACUUUCCGUUACGACCCUGAAUGCAUUAGAAUAGUCGGUGUUGGUCUCGGUGGACACAUUGCUGGAAUUGCAGCCAGAUCAGUUGCGGUUGAUAUUCCUCAAAUCAUUGCUAUCGAUCCUGCUUUCCAUGGCUGGACACAUAACCCUGACAUCCUGGCACCUACCGAUGCUAAAGUCGUUGAGGUUCUUCAUGCAACCGCUGGUUCUUUCGGUUACGACUACCCUCUUGGCGAUCUUGAUUUCUAUCCAAACGGCGGAUCUCAGCAGAGUGGGUGCGCCUUCUAUGCUGAAUCUCUUGAAGCUGAAGUUAACGAUGGUAAUAAAUUUGUUGGAACUGCCUGUGAGACCUAUGAAGAGGCCAUCGAGUUACAAUGCUUCGGUGACAGAAACGCAACCUUUGGUGGAACUGACGUUAAGACCACUGAAUCCGGAAUUUACAUUUUCCUUACAAACUUGGUACCACCUUUCGCUAGAGGCUAACUACAAUAUUUAAUACAACGAUGUGAGACUACUAACCAAAUAUAAACAUACUUAAAUACCUCUUUUUGGAAGAUAUUUAAUUGGAGUUCAUAAAAAUUUAUAAA